This is a messenger RNA of Pistacia vera, 1515 nucleotides long. Its product is annotated as chaperone protein dnaJ 15. The coding region runs from base 111 to 1355 and encodes 414 amino acids. The transcript has 11 exons. NCBI's taxonomy places the organism in Eukaryota, Viridiplantae, Streptophyta, Magnoliopsida, Sapindales, Anacardiaceae. The record is from RefSeq and is a predicted model, not a curated record.
UUGAAUUGUGUGUAUUUUGACCCUUUGAUUAGUUUAAAUAGAGGGUUCAAGAUAAAGUGAAGAUCUUUGAAGAUAAAUUAGCGAGGUUUUGUUAGAGGAGGACAGAGCUCAUGAGUUCGAAGAAGGUGGAGGGGUCAUCUGCCCCCACAGUUCGAAGGGACCCAUAUGAGGUAUUGUGUGUUUCAAGGGAUUCUUCUGAUCAGGAAAUUAAAACGGCUUAUAGAAAGCUUGCUCUCAAGUAUCAUCCGGACAAGAAUGUUAACAAUCCUGAAGCCUCUGAACUAUUUAAGGAGGUUGCAUAUUCGUAUAGUAUUUUAUCUGAUCCAGAGAAGAGAAGACAAUACGACAAUGCAGGAUUUGAGGCUAUUGACUCUGAAGGCAUGGAUAUGGAAAUAGACUUGUCGAAUCUGGGAACCGUCAAUACAAUGUUUGCAGCACUAUUCAGCAAGCUUGGUGUACCUAUCAAGACUACAAUUUCCGCCAAUGUUCUUGAAGAAGCUCUGAAUGGAACUGUCACAGUUAGACCCCUUCCAAUUGGAACAUCAGUUAGUGGGAAGGUAGAAAAGCAAUGUGCCCACUUUUUUGGUGUAACAAUAAAUGAACAACAAGCCGAGUCAGGAAUUGUUGUGAGAGUGACUUCAUCUUCACAAAGCAAAUUUAAGUUACUUUAUUUUGAGCAAGAUACGAACGGUGGCUACGGUUUGGCCUUACAGGAGGAUAGCGAGAAGACAGGCAAGGUGACAUCAGCAGGGAUGUACUUUUUACAUUUUCAAGUAUACAGAAUGGAUUCAACUGUAAAUGCGUUAGCGAUGGCGAAGGACCCUGAGGCUGCUUUCUUUAAACGAUUGGAAGGUCUUCAACCUUGUGAGGUUUCAGAACUAAAAGCUGGCACUCACAUAUUUGCCGUUUAUGGAGAUAAUUUUUUUAAGACUGCUGCCUAUACAAUUGAGGCAGUUUGUGCAAAAACAUACGAGGAUACUUCACACAAGCUUAAGGAUAUAGAGGCUCAGAUUUUGAGAAAGAGAACUGAGUUACGUGAAUUUGAGACAGAAUACAGAAAGGCAUUGGCACGCUUUCAAGAAGUGACUAAUCGAUAUACCCAGGAGAAGCAAUCUGUUGAUGAGCUACUGAAGCAAAGAGACACUAUCCACUCCUCAUUCACGGUAACCAGGACAGUCAUUACUAGUAAUCCAAGUUCUAACAAUUUAAGUAAUGGAAGUAGUAGCAGAGUUCCUGGAGAAGAUAUGAAAGCCGAGAGCCCAGCAGAAGACGGAAGCUCAGAUGGAAAGGAUAAAUCAGCCAAAAAGAAAUGGUUCAACUUGAACCUUAAAGGAUCUGAUAAAAAGCUAGGUUGAUUGAAAACAUAAUUUUUUCUAAAUUUUUUUUUGGAUAUUUUUGUAUUAAAAUUGAGAUGUUUGAAUAUCCACUUCUUGCUUGCAGCAGAUAUUAGGGCCAUAUUAGGGUCACCAAGCUUGCUGGCCGCAAAAAUAGCUUGUCUUUGUAUUAUUUGUUUUA